AUGUACAGGGGUAGAGGGUCUUAUAACCGUGGACACGGUUUUUUCGAUUCCAGCUCCGGGCAAAAUGAUGGUGUUUGGUACGCUCCAGAUAUGGAUGAUGACCAAGGGUACAGAAAUCAUGGUCAUAUGGGUUAUUCGAGUGGCUACGGGAACAGGCACGGUCACAGUAACAAACCAACAAAUUUGACAGUAUGCAGACAUCACGCUUUACUCGAUAAAUGUCGCUACGGUGCCAAAUGCGCCUAUUCUCAUUUGUUUAAAAGGGUUAUGAACAUGAUGGAUAUAUUUAGAGGUGGUAUUUGUUCUUGUACCGUCAAGAGAGCUAGCGAUCAGAGCUUGGACCUGUUUGCUUGUGGCUACGGUCCCUCGAUAAAGAGGUGGAAAUUGUAUGGAGAUGCUGGUGGUAAUAUCAAGUUAUCCAGCGGCUCCAAUCUCGUUAUUCCAAUGCCUGAAAACUACGAUUCAUCUGCUAAUCGUUUCGGCGGCAGAGGUGGCCCUGGGUACAAUUCUGGACCAGUUAUUCACAGCCUGGUUUGUAUAGAGGAUUUUUUGUUUUCUGGUCUAAAGACGGGGCAUAUUUGUGUUCACCAUUUACCCAGUGGGAAUUCGACAAUGUUAGACGGACAUAAACAUCCAGUAAAGUCCAUCACUGUUAUUGAUGGCAUAGUAUUAUCGGUUUGCGAAAGUGGCAAAAUAAAUCUUUGGACGUUUGAUAAUUCUACAGGGGCAUUCAAUUGCGUUAACUCACUUCUUACAGAGACUAGAGUUAACUGUCUUUUGGAAGUAAAACAAGAUGCUGCUAGGACACUAUGGGCAGGAGGCUCUACCAUUAAUAUUAUAGAGCUCGGAUCCUUGUCAAUCGCCAAGACAAUUCAGCUCCCCCAUGGCGCAAUUGUGCGAUGUUUCAAACUUUAUGGAAACCACGUUAUAGCUGGGUUUACUGAUGGUUCCGUAAGAAUUUACAAUCAUCUUGGUGAUGAAGUAUUCGCUACUGAAGGACAGCGUGCAGCGAUAACAGCUUUGGAAGGGAUGGAGGCUGCAGGCGGUGAUUCACUUCUUAUCGGAUACAAGUCUGGACUAUUAAUGGCUGUACAAUUACCCUCUUUCAACCUUUUGGGGGAGCUAUCUUGUCAUUUUGAGGGUCCAAAGAACUCGUCAAAGGGGGGGAUUAGCAGUGUGAUAUCUCUUGGUCCAAAACACUUUAUGACUAGUGGGUAUGAUGGAAAUAUAUCAAUUUUUACGUGGGAUACGUGA
This is a messenger RNA of Theileria equi strain WA, 1254 nucleotides long. RefSeq lists its product as hypothetical. The record is from RefSeq and is a predicted model, not a curated record. Gene Ontology annotation, molecular function: protein binding; metal ion binding. The transcript has 4 exons. Bases 1 to 1254 code for a protein of 417 amino acids. Lineage: Eukaryota; Apicomplexa; Aconoidasida; Piroplasmida; Theileriidae.